This is a messenger RNA of Parastagonospora nodorum SN15, 798 nucleotides long. RefSeq lists its product as hypothetical. The transcript is spliced from 3 exons. NCBI's taxonomy places the organism in Eukaryota, Fungi, Ascomycota, Dothideomycetes, Pleosporales, Phaeosphaeriaceae. The record is from RefSeq and is a predicted model, not a curated record. Bases 1 to 798 code for a protein of 265 amino acids.
AUGUUCAUAAUUCCAAUCGCCACACUGGUGCUCAUCGCCCCGACUCACGCGCUGAUACGUUUCGGCUGUUCUCAGCUUGUUGUGGACCGCCUUGAUCCUCUCGUCGAGCCAGGGAAUGCGCCAUCAGCUCACUUGCAUCAGAUCAUCGGUGGGAACUCGUUCGUACCUGACAUGCGCCCCGGGGUGUUGGACCCUGCGAAGACAUCCACGUGUACGACGUGUCAACCUGCCGACGACUUCUCCAACUACUGGACGGCACCUAUCUACUUCAAGGCUCGAAAUGGCACGUACAAGAGGGUUCCACAGAAGGGCAAUUCUGGUUUCGAAGGGCAGAAUGGAGGCAUGACUGUCUAUUACAUGCAGAAUCAGUUAGCCGACUUUCAGCAGGCAUCCAAGGUCACGGCCUUCAAGCCGUCCUACCCUGCAAGCGGCACCUUCGAAUCCCAAGGCCCCUGCCCUGCCUCACACCCAGUACGCAUGCCACAGGUCAUGUUCGAAGUCAUCUACGAGACCAAAGACUUCAACGACCCCGCGCUCUGGCCCGAAGACGGGGGUCAACCCUUUGCCUACUCCUUCGGCGACCAGACCGGUUACGCGAACCACGGCGAUUACCUGUUUGGCUGGAAGGACGAUUCGCUGCAGAAGAUCAUGGACGAGGAGUGCUUCGUGAACUGCAAGUCGAUGAAGACGCAGAGCAUACAGCAGAUGAACGCGUGCUCGACGACGAGAAAAGUGGUUGAGGAUAUUGGCGACGCGAAUUGGCUGACUUCGCUGCCUGGCCAACACCAUGUAGAGUAA